Molecule: messenger RNA, 2869 nt
Organism: Xyrichtys novacula (pearly razorfish)
Lineage: Eukaryota; Metazoa; Chordata; Actinopteri; Labriformes; Labridae
Source: the annotation of a GenBank genome assembly
AAAAGAUGUUAGCAGAUGAAAGAAAAGGCGGACAAAGGGAAGCAGGUAGAGAAGAAGAGACUGAGAGUGUAUCAGAAAGGUAAAGGCAGAGAAGAGGAAACCGAAGCUGUGACUGCCAGUCCCUUCACUCCUUUGUCAAACUCGGGCCCCUGCUUCCUUCAGAACGGUGAGAAUCGGGGAGAAAACGGGGAAUCGAGCGCUCCAGGGACAGAGGAGAGUAACAGGAAAUUGCAGCAUGAAACUGUGUGACUCAGAAAGUUUGAACCUGAAAGUGUCUGACUCAGAGAACCUGACAAAUACAACUCCGGAGCGUAAUAGGACACUGAAAUAUUCACGAACCAAGGUUUGCCCACAGCAUGAAAUAAGUAUGAGUCUGAUGCAUUUGGGUAUUCUGUGCUGAAAUUCUACACUAAACACAGUAAGUCUUUUCGUGUUUGAUAUUGUGUCCUCUGUUGGCAGUUAUGCACUUCACCUGCGAUUCCCUCACCUCUGUCGGAUUAAGACAACGUUAUAGCUUUCUAAAUCAAGAUUAAAAGCAAACUAUAACUAUGUGUUUACUUUUAGUUAUAUUCUUGCCAAAGUGAACCCAGUGCUGCCUACUAUGGAAGUGUUUAGAUUCCAAGUCAAACAAAAUAAAAUUUAGGCAUCAAAAUAACAAGGAUUGGGGCCACAAGAAGAGAAAAAAGAUAACUACAGGAAGGGGAAUAAGGUCGAAAUUUUGAGAUUAAAGUAAAAAUUUCAAGAUUAAAAAAAAAAAAAAAUCAAAAUUAUGUGAAUAAAGUUGAAAUUUCAAGAUUAAAAAAAAUCAAAGUUAUAUCAAUUAAGUCAAAAUUUUAGAGAUUUAAGACAAAAUUUACAUAUUACAAAAUGUCAUAAAUAAUGUCCAAAUUUGGAGAUUAAAAUCUUGAAAUUUUGACUUUAUUCAUGUACUUUUGAUUUUUAAUACUGAAAUUUUGACUGCAAUCUCAAAAUUAAAUUUUUUUUUUAUUUUGACUUUUUUAAAUUUUGACCUUAUUCUCGCAAUUUCGACUUUCAUCUCAAAAUGAAAAAUUAAAAAAUCUCCCUCCUGUAAUUAUUUUUUUCUCUCGAGGUGCCCUAACCCUCUUUUGUAGCAUCAUGGGACUCUUUAAACACCAUCUUGUUGUGUUUUUCAAUGCCAGAAUAGAAGGAACUACACUUUGGGGUGUUGGCUGGCCUAUAGAAGAUUAAGAGUCCACCCCAAGAACAUAGGUCAAUCCUUGGGGCAGCAAUCACCAGCUGACCUUCGACCACCACACCAACAGCCAUCAGGUGGCAUCCUUAAGGGAUAUUCCUGAGUAAAAUUAAGUGAGGUUCAAACACACCCUAACACUGAGUUAGACACCCCCUCGAGAGAUGAAUGUUUCUGACCGCUUGCUUCUCUAGUUAUACCAACUUUAGUAACGACCGCACACUAACAAUACACAGCGGUCUACGUCUCCACGUGCAAAUCUCAACCAAAAAGCCACUCUAUAGCCACAAAUAAUGCUCAGAACAGCACCUAACUUCAUCAACAGUACAUAUAGGGUCCUAGCCAUAGUACUAGCAACUAAACAUCUUUUUAACUUUGCCUGAUUUCUUUAGCAAAGAGACUAAACACGACUCACCUACUCUUUUACAGCAGCCGCUUGUUUGUGGGGGGAGCCCUGACAAGUAGAUCACCGAAUGCAAGUUAAAGCAAAACGCAGAAAGGCAACAAUCAAAAUAAUGCAUUUUUAGAGGAAAUCUUUGCAGGAGAAGCUGAGAAUUUAAGAGCUUGGGCCGAAUCAGCAGGACAUUUGUAUUCUUUUGUACAAUAACUUCAGUCCUGAUGCAGUUGUUUUCCUCAUACCUCAUGCCUUUUGUUAAUAAUUAUGUUUCAAUGAAUAAAAAAAUAUGAUUGUUUAAAUAAUCCCUUCUUUUUGCCACGUUUGUGAAAUUAACAUGCUAAUCUUGUCUUAUCCUGUCCGUCAUUUUUUGUGAUCAUGUCAUACAAACAAAUCAAUAUAAAUACUGUUUAUUUGAUGCACUUUAAUACAGAGACGCAGUAUCUGUUGUUCUUUGUACUUCAUGUUUGGAUUGUAAAAGCCCCAUGGAUUAAACUGCAUCAGCUACAACUGAUAUAGUAUGGGAUUAUCUCCUUGUUAAAAAAGGAACAAAAAUAACAUAAAAUUUAUAGUGAGUAAACAGCGAAUUGCCCCUUUACGCUCUAUGGGAAAUGUGCAUCCUCUCUGUUUUGUAAUCUCAGCUCCUCGUGACCCAAAAGUUGCUCGUACAUAUGAUCUGGAUUUAAGUUGACAGCUACUAGCCUCUGUCAGGCAGCCCGUGGCUUUCCCAAACUCAAGGAUUUUCCACUCUAACACGCUACACAAAGCGGAUAAAACGCUGUUGAAAUCAAGUGCAUUUUCCACUUGAAAACAGUUCAUCUCAAAAUGUGAAGCAGCUCGGGCAUUCUCCGAAACUAUGUAGUGUCACACUUACACAUGCAAGCAUUACGCAGCUUUGACAAGAGUUUAAAAGUCCCUAAAGUCACGGUUUUACAGAGAAAAAUAAAAGCAUGAUCAUAAUUUCGCUUUACAAGUUCUGUUUUGUUUGAAAAUUCUUCUUUUGGUGGAAAUCUGACACGCUCCUCUUCCUCAUCCUUUUAAAGGGCAUGUCAGAGCGCAUAUUUGAUCAACAGCAGACCUGGCAGGUUGCAGGGGGGAAGAAGACACAGAGCAAACAAACAGGAGCUGCAACCUCAUCUGGAAGCUAAGCAGACAGUUUUUUUAGCAGUCCUGGACCUGAUGACUCCUCCGUUAUGAACUGAACCAAAUGGGUUUUUUAUUUGAAAGGUUUUCAGAUGUUUAAUGUGCUUUAUCUUUGUUAAAAC